Linum trigynum is the source of this 5905-nucleotide messenger RNA. The record is from the annotation of a GenBank genome assembly. NCBI's taxonomy places the organism in Eukaryota, Viridiplantae, Streptophyta, Magnoliopsida, Malpighiales, Linaceae.
GUCAUGGCCCUUCUAUUGUCUUCCUAAUGGAAACUACCAAAAACGAAGAAUUCAUGGAAGAACAUAGGAGAAGUCUUAGAGUUUUCCCCAAUAAGGAGUAUGUUGAACCGGUCAACUCAUCAAGGGGCUUUGCGUUAUGGUGGAAGGAGGGUAUUAGUAUUAAUGUAAUAAGUAGCGAUAAGUAUUAUAUGGAUGUUAGCAUCGACAUGGGGAAGAAGUUCUUCUGUACUUUUGUCCAUGCCCCGACUACGGUUGUUGGUAGAAGGGAGUUUUGGGAGCACUUAAGCUCUCUUCGGAGUAGUAGAGAUGAUAGUUGGGUCAUUGUAGGGGACUUUAAUGCUGCUAUUUAUGAUUAUGAAAAGGAAGAGAGGUGCCCUCUUAGAUACGAGAACGUGGAACCUUUCAAAAGGUUCAUUUUUGACAGUGCCCUCGUUGACAUAGGAUUUAAAGGUAACCCUUUUACUUGGUCCAAUAAACGAGCUAGCCCAAACUUAGUUAGAGUCAGAUUGGACCGAGUGUUGUGCUCGCCAUCUUGGAGAGUGAUGUUUGGAGAAGCGGUACUUUUCCAUGAAAAGAUGGUGGCUUCUGACCACUGCCCAAUUAGAAUUGAUCUCCACUAUAAAGAUAAUAGAAGAAGAAGAACACCGUUCAGAGUGGACGAGAGAUGGCUGGAAAAAGAGGGAUGCAAGGAGAUUGUUUGCAGGGAAUGGGAACCUGGAGGGCUAUCUAGCAAUCAACUUAACAAAUGCGAGAGAGAAUUGAAGGCAUGGGCGAAAGAUUUCCAUAAGAAUAGUAUCCUCAGGGAGAGUGAAAUUGUGUCCAGACUUGAGAUUCUCCAGCAACCCCCACGAAUUUCAGAGAAUGUGGAGGAGGAGAAGAUCCUCACAGCGGAAUUGACCAGAAUUUGGAUUGAGGAGGAAGCUUUUUGGAGUCAGUGCUCAAGAGUUGUUUGGCUUCAAAAAGGGGACCAGAAUACUUCCUUCUUCCAUUCUAGCACCAUUCACAGAAAACAUAGAAACAAAAUACUUCGCCUCAGAAAUGAAGUGGGGAAUUGGGUGGAAGAUGAGGCAGGGCUGAAGGGUCUGUCGGUUGGUUUCUUCAAAGAACUUUUCAAGGCUAGAGAUUCAGUAGAGUUUACCCACCUCCUUCAGGGGUUCCCAAAGAUGGUAAUAGGGGAGAUGAAUGAGGAUCUAUGUGCAAUUGUGACCAGGGAAGAGAUUAGGAGAGCAGUGUUCUCUCUUGGAGCGAGAAAGGCACCGGGACCAGACGGGUUCUCGGGUAAAUUCUACAGAAAAUCCUGGGAUACUGUUGGGAAAACCCUCUGUAGAGAAGUUGAGGAAUUCUUUGAUUCAGCUAGCAUGCCAGAAGGGUGGAAUGAUACGCACAUUGUGAUGGUACCGAAGGUGGACCACCCAGAGACAAUAAGCCAAUUCCGACCCAUCAGCUGCUGCAACUUCAGGUACAAAAUCAUCUCUAAGAUUAUGUCUACCCGGAUGAAGAAAUGGACACCAGAUUUGGUCUCAGAGCUCCAGACAGCCUUCACAGGUGGUCGCCUCAUCCAAGAUAACAUCAUUAUCGUUCAUGAAGUGCUACACCAUUUUAAGAAUCAUAAGCGUGGCAACAGAAGGGAUAUGAUGAUGAAGUUGGAUAUGAAAAAGGCUUAUGACAUGGUUGAGUGGGAAUGUCUGGAGACUCUCCUAAGACAAUAUGGGUUCGACGAGAGAUGGUGCAAAUGGGUCAGCGCCUGUAUCCGGACUGUUAGCUUCUCAGUUUUAUUCAACGGAGAAGCCUCAGAGAGAUUCUGUCCCUCGAGGGGCAUUAGACAAGGAGACCCUCUUUCCCCUUUUCUCUUCAUCCUUAUGUCAAAUGCACUCACAUUCCUGAUUGACAAAGCGGUGAGGGAAGAACGGAUCAAGGGAAUCAAGCUCAACUCCAGAUGCCCUACUCUCACCCACUGUCUCUUUGCGGAUGACACGGUCAUUUUUGGGAAAGCUAACAUCCAAGAGGCUGGAAGAAUUUUGGAGGUCAUCAACGACUAUGGAGCAAUUACUGGUCAAGAAGUAAACAUUCACAAAUCCUCUAUUUUCUUCAGCGCGAAUGUUCCAGUUGAAGAGAAGAAUGAUAUCAUCAAUCACAUUGGAUUUGCAUCCUCCAAUUGCCAUUCUAAAUACCUUGGAGUCCCGACUGAAUGGGGAAAUUCAAAGAAGGAAACAUUCUACUUCCUUAUCCAAAGGAUGGAAAAGAUGGGGGAAGCGUGGAAGAGCCUACUUCUUUCACAUGGAGGGAAGGAAGUCCUCCUUAAGUCGGUUAUCCAGGCCAUCCCUACAUUCAUCAUGUGCCUGUUCCUUCUACCAGUCUCACUGACGAAGAAAAUGGACUCUCUCCUUAGCAAUUUUUUCUGGUCAGGAUCAAUGCAGAAAAGCAACCUCCACUGGUGCAGCAAGGAGAUUCUCUGUACCCCAAAAUCAGAGGGAGGUUUGGGUUUCCGAAGCUUCAGAGACUUCAAUCUGGCCCUGCUUGCCAAACAAGCUUGGAGGCUUAUGAACAACACGGAUACACUUUGGAGUCGUCGUAUCAAAGGACUUUAUUUCCCUAGAGGCAACUUCCUCUCGGCUAAAAAAGGGAGCAAACCAUCUUGGAUCUGGGCGAGUCUGUGGGAGUCUAAGAAGGUCAUUGAUCUGGGAGCUGUGAGAGUUAUUGGAUCAGGAGAUGAUACAUGGAUUGAGCAAGAUCCGUGGGUUCCCUUCCUCCCCAGAGCAUGCAUUCAAAGUGGCCCACAAAAUCAUGCAAAAGUCAGUUCCUGGAUUGAUACGGAAAGCAGGAAGUGGAAUGAUGAGAUGUUUCAGAGACAGGUCUCUCCUACAAAAAGAGAUGCUAUUUUAAGAGUUCCGAUUGGGGAGGAGGACGCUAAGGAUUUCUGGGCGUGGAGGUUUAAUGAAGAUGGGAAGUUUACAGUCAAGACAGCGUAUCAUGCGGUCCACUCUGCAGUUAUGGAUCCCCAAACGAUGAACAAUGUGGAGAAAUGGAAAUGGAUGUGGAGUCUGAAUAUCCCGCCUAAGCUCAAAUUCUUUGUCUGGAGAUGUGCCAGGAACGGACUAGCAACAAAAGAGAGACUUCUACACAGGAAAUGCUCCCCUAAUGCAACGUGCCAAGUGUGCCAUUGGCCGAAUGAGUCCCUCUUCUACUGCCUCUUUCAAUGCCCCCAUGCGAGGGAAUCAUGGGAAGUUAUCUUCCCAAACCUCCCGUUUCCAGCUCAGUAUACUACUUUCCUUGACUGGUUGUACGUUCUCAAGGACUCUAUCCAACCAGGAGCCCUCACCCAUGUUAUUUUCCUUUGCUGGAAUAUCUGGAAGGCUAGAAAUGAAUGUGUGUUCAAGAAUAGGAUCCCUUGGCAUCCGAACGUUAUUUUGCGAACUUACAAAGAAUUCACGGAAUGGACUAGCUGCCCGAGGAGUCCCCCCAAUGACUCUCCUUCUACUCAGCUCAGGGGAGCCCAAUCACUCAAUUCUCCACCGCCAAGCAAUCACAAUUUGGUGAUUCACUGUGAUGGGUCGUUCUUAAACGACUCCCAGCCGGCGGCAUAUGGUGUGGUAGUCACUAACCACCAUGGUCAAGUGUUUGAUGGGCGAGCUGACACUCUACUUUGUUCCACCCCACUCGAAGCCGAAGCGAAAGCCCUUUUGGAAGGUCUCAAAUUAGCCCAAGAAUAUGGCACUGAAUGUGUUGUCCAGUCAGACUGCCAGCAGAUUGUCAAAGCUCUCUCGGACGAGCCAAGAAACUGGCCUUGGAGAGGUGCAGCCUGGAUUGGAUCAAUGGUCUCAAUCUUAAGAACAAACCCUCAAGUGAAGGUCAAGGCAGUUUCACGUGCUUUCAAUGUUAGAGCUGAUUGGGUUGCACGAUCUCUAGCUAGAUCCUCCCUCCCUGUUGACUGGAUUAGUAUUCUUGACCUAAUUUCGGAUUUCCUUUGAUAGUGUGUAUUCUCGCUUUUCUCGAAUUGGAAGUGGAAUAAAAGUGGAUCCUUAUUGUCAAAAAAAAAAAAACUCUACCGGACUACUAUUUGGAAGUGAGAGUCAUUAUGAUAUGUUAGAGUUAUUAGGAGAAUCCGUAUUAAGGUGGAAUAAAAUAAAGUAAAGAAGAAGAGGAAGCAGGAGAUUGGGUUAGAGAGGAAGCAGGAGGAGAGCCAUACGUUGAACAAGAGGGCUAUCCACAAUCUCAUCCAAUCUCUUAUUAUUCACCACCAAAACCGAGCCCGCACGAACCCCACACUCAGUUAACUUCCUUUCUCUUGCAACCACUCGCUCAUAUCACUCUCCGCACCCCCAACCCACAUAAGACUCCAGUGAACACCAAUCCCACAUUCUCGAUCCUCCCUCUCAUCUCUUCUUCCAGCACUCUGUUUCACUGCCCAGAUGGCUUCGGCUACUUUCGCCGUAGCCAAACCAUCUCUUCAGGUAAAUAAUACUCUCUUUGGAUGACUUUAUACCAGUCAUUGUGGUAUGCCACAUAUAUAUAUAUAUAUGCCAGCUUUGCUACCUCCACCGAUCACCACUUACUAGAUCAUAUUCAUUUCAUUACUAGGUUUAUGGUGAUUUAUAUACUGGACUAGUUAACUAGUAGUUACCAACACUGAUUGCAGGGAAAUGGGAAGGGUCUGGCGGAAUUCUCAGGCUUACGCACCUCAUCAGCUUUCCUUCCUUUCGCCAAGAAAACGUCCGAUGACUUUUUCUCAGUCGUUUCUUUCCAGACCUCUGCUGUAAGCUGCCUACGUACCCUACCCUGCUCUGCAUCUCAUUCUCUGCCUUUUUUUUCUUCCUUAGUUAAUAUUCACAUUAGCUUUCCUCUUCUAUAAAAGAUGUUCCACUGCACCUAAUUUUUGGAUCCAAAUAAAUGAAUUCAAUCGGUUAAAUAGCUAGUAUGGGCAGCAUCAGCGGAACUUACAAAAAUAAACAAAAAGUUUAUAUAUAAAUAUAUGGUAAAGACUAACAUAUGUAUAUAAGCACGCAUGUUUCAAAUACAGAAUUGAUUAAUGAGCUACAUAUGGGGUCUGGAUAGUAUAACAACACUUAAAGUAUUGUUAUAGUAACAACAUAAUUCAUUAAGGGCAAAAGAGUAAAUUACACAGAAAGUAAUAAAAUAAUUUUGAUUAAAAUCCACAAUCCUCUGCCAAGUCUACUCUUCCUUCAACCCCAUUGCAAUGCUUCUCCGCUCCCAUUCUUCCCCGCCACCCACCGCCCUUGCUUCUUCCCCGCCACCCUUGCUUCUUCUGUCAUCAAGCUUUUUAUUUCGCCAUCGGCGGCGCCAAUCCGCAUCUCUACCAUCACCGGCGCCAUCGCAUCAUCUGCAUCGAUUGAGCUCGAGAUUGGGGAAAAAAAUUGUCUGCAAAAUUGUGUGGACGGAAUUGAAACAUCGACGACGCUGCCUAAACGGGUGAAACAGUGGGAAGAGGUUGUCGUUGCCGCCGUCGAAUUGGUAUGGAGACGGGGUGAAACAUCGCCGCGCUUUCUCGUCAUCGACGCGCAGGAUCAGACCUUCAAUACCUUCCGCCGCGAGGACUCGGCAUGGAAGAAUUACUACCACUACCACGCCUGGGAUGACAGUCGGCAUUGCGUGGGGAUUGGGUUAAGGGAGUGCAAAUUCUUCUGCCUGUUCGAAACCGGUACCUUUUAAUUUUCGAAAUCGGCGGCUUCUUCAGCGGAGGAUGCUGGAGGCGGUUUCUUCUCCGACGCCGACGCCGGCGGGCCAAGUGUAUAAUAAUCUGCAAAUUGUGGAGAGGGGACGGAGAGUGGACGAUGAUGGGUCGUGUGUGGUGGUGAAUUGGGAGCGAGUUGCGGGUAGAGGAAGACAGAGGUGGCGGCUGGCGAGAGUACAGAGGAGAAGAAAGGAAGAAUAAGAAGAAGAAAAAUCU